AGAGCCACCGAGAGAGGCUCCGGGCACCAGCAGCAGUCCUGAGAGGCAAAAACUGACUUAUCUGCGCUAGAAAAGCUGAGCCUGCAGCUCCGUGCUUGGAUUAUAAGCCGUUUCUCUUCUAAACGCUGCUGGAGGCGAGCACGACUACGUGGAGCGACGAGGAUGGGUGAGGAUUGAGUCGAGUUGUGCUGGAAGUGCUGCCAGCCUCACGGGAUGAAAAUGUGAAGUAGCCCGCACGCAAAUACGCUGAAGCUACGCGUAUGUUUUACUACGAGCGUGUGAGAAAAGAUGCAGCGAGGAGAAAUCAAUAGAGCAGAAGUGCUGGAAAGUAGGUGAGGACGUUGUGCACUUCAGAAGCCAUCGCAUUGACUGGACUGGAGCCGGCUGCUUUUUCAACCUGGAGACUCCUCGGGCUGUCCAACAUGCUCAUGUUACAGAAAACACAACAGUGUGACAUUUUAUGUGGCAUGGUUUUCGUUUUUCAUAGGUUAGCAUCAUAACUAUGUUAUCAUUUGUGGGACCAGUGCCUGGAAAUCUGGAUUACUUAUUGAUUAAUAGCAUUGGUUUCUCUUCUGACUGAAUCCCAUGGCUUCUGACACCUGCUUACAUUUGUGCAAUCCGUAUCUGCUGGAAAUGAAUAUUGCACAAAAUCAUAUGUGUCCUAUGUGGGUCUGAGGGACAAUGAACCUUUCAGCAAUGAAGCCAUCAUCACUGACCAGCAAGUUUGUAGCUGUUUAAAGGAAUACUGGGAAAUAUUCACAUCCUUUUUACAUUCUUCACAGAGAGUUUCUCUAAGUACUGACAGUCACCAGCACCACUGGGCAUCGUUUUUUUACUCAAGAGGUGGAUGCUGUGUGGCCCCGGCAUGCUGAAGGGCCGCUGCUGUGUUCUUUUCAGUGACCUGAAGGUGCUGCUGCUCAGGCCACAGGCCUCUCAGGUCCCGCAGGCUCAACAAGCUCCACAGGCUCCACAGGCGCCUCCUGUGCUCAGCCCCAUGAGCGGACCGCCGGCCACACGCCGUGAAAGCGAAGGCAACCCGUGCUCAUGUGCAGCCAACAACAACAACACCAGCUUUCGGCUCCAGCACUGGAGCGCCCCCUCAACAGAGGGUGCAGUGGGGCCGGAUGCGCAAAGGGCCACAGCGGCCGAGGAGUUCUCCAAAGACAAACGGGACGAGCGCUUCUCCUUCAUCAGUUAUGCUGAGGGCACACCGGUGUGCAGGAUAUGCUUCCAGGGACCAGAGCAGGGAGAGCUGCUAAGUCCAUGUCGCUGUAGCGGCUCGGUGCGCAGUACCCACCAGCCUUGUCUCAUUAAGUGGAUCAGUGAGAGAGGCUCCUGGACGUGCGAGCUCUGCUACUAUAAGUACCAGGUCAUCGCCAUCAGCACCAAGAACCCCCUGCAGUGGCAGGCCAUCUCCUUAACAGUAAUAGAGAAGGUCCAGAUCGCAGCAGCCAUCUUGGGCUCACUCUUCCUCAUAGCCAGCAUAUCCUGGCUGGUGUGGUCUUCUUUCAGCCCCUCGGCCAAGUGGCAGCGGCAGGACCUGCUCUUCCAGAUCUGCUACGGCAUGUACGGCUUCAUGGAUGUGGUCUGCAUCGCUCUGAUUGUCCACGAGGGCCCUUCUGUGUUCCGCAUAUUCCAUCGCUGGCAGGCGGUGAAUCAGAAGUGGAAAGUGCUGAACUAUGAUAAGAAGAGGGACAGUGAAGAGUUGAAGGCCAGCGAAAGUGAGUGGACACUCUCUCUGCUGCAGCAGCAGGAGCAGGCUGGAGCCGCCAUAUCACCCUCCACCUCCUCUCUAAUGGCCGCCGCAGCCGCGGCGUCCCCUGAAACACCGAAUGCCAUGGCAUCACACACCGACUCUACACAUAACCAUGGCAAUGGGGCAGCUAUGACUGACCAUCACUGUCCUUACAACUUCCUCCAUCUCCUGAGCCACCUUCGGCCCCUCGAGCUGCGCAGCCAGCCCAGCAAUACCAGCAACAGCAGCCACCAGCCCAGAGAACUGGUCAUGAGAGUAACCACUGUGUGAGCAAAGCGGGACCAAAGGCCUUAUCAUUGCAGACUCUGACAGUCAAAAAAAGCACAAACAGGUGAUCGUUUUCUUCAUAUAAACAGGAGGCCUUGUCCAAAAUGGAACAAAUGCACAGUGCUGUUCCUGUGUGGAGUGCAUAUUUUGUUGGGUUGAAAUGGGCCUGCUCAGGGCUUUGGACGCUGUGUCCCAUCUAACUGAAGAGCAGAACAUGAAUUGGUAUAAUAGAGGGGAUGACAUAGUGGGAUACUUUUGUUGUGGUACUGGAGAGUGAAAAAACAAAUUUCUUAUGUACAAUACUGUACAAAAGUCAGAGACCACCCUUCAUUCACAAAUUUUCCAGUCAAAACUGCCAUUAAGUACAAGUUAUUAUUUUUUUAGGGAAUAUUUCUGAGGAGAUUAAGUUGAAGAUAAUCCACUUGCAAAAGGAAGGGGCAAGUCAAAGAAUAAUAAGUGACAGGAGUUUCUAAAAGUGGAGUUCAGAAACAUAUUAAAAGGUACAGAAAAAUAGGACUCCUAACAACCACGCAAGACCUGGUAGACCACCACAACUGUCCCCAUCAGAUAAAGAGCACUUAAAGCUUUCAUCUUUGAGAGAGAGGAGAAAAUCACUUACUGCAGAUCUGAAAAAAAUCCACAGGGGUUUCUGUCCAUCCUUCUACUGUGAGAAGACAACUCUGUGCUAUGAGUCUGAAAGGAUGUGUAGCUGUCAAGAAGCCCUUUCUGAAAAUGGCUUGGCCAUCCCAGACCUCAACAUCUUUCAAUGUGUUCUCAAUUCCUUGGACGGUGAGAAGCAGAAAAUGCAACCAACUCCUAAGACUAAACUUUGAAAGUGUGGAAAAACAUCCCUGCAGGUUUCUUUAAAAAACUGAAAGGAAGUGUUCUGAAAAGAAUGGAGGUUUAGAUUUUGUUUGGUUCUUUAGGCUUCUGUUUAAUUAUCUGUUAAAUAUACGUUUUGUGCAUUUUGUACAACUCUUGUACUCAAUGGCCAAUGUGACUGGAAAUGUACUUAAUGAAAGAUGGUCUUUGACUUUUGCACAGUACCUUUCUGACACAGCUGUGUCCCUCAAUCAGUCUGUCACACAUUUACUUUCAUGUUUAACUUGCAUUAAACACAUGUUAAACAAGGGUGAGCUCUCCAGGAAAAACAGCAUAGAAAGCAGUCCAUUUGCUGAAGUUACACAGCAGGCAGUCACCUCUGUCUCAUUCACAAAGCACAACCUGGCCAGUAUCUCCUGAAACGCUGAGAGAGCAGGUCUGCAUUGUCAUGUCUCUUCUAUGGACAUUAUGUAUUCUACAAUUCUACAGCAUAACCGUUUUCAGUCGGAAAUUGUUCUCAUAAGCCUUUUCCCAAAGGGCGAGACUAAGAUUUCUGACUCAAUGAAGAGGACUCUUACGCUUCUCAAGUGUUAAAGAAGAAAAAAACAUUGCUGUCUCAGUCAUAUGGGUUUCCAUUAAGUGCUUAUGUCCGACGUUCCCGAUUUUCCACAUUUUACGAUGGUGUUUUUUGAGAUUAUUUUUGUGUUGUUGCCAUUUCACAUCUACUGAAAAGGAAAUAAACUUCGAGUAAGCCAUUGUGAACAUGA
Molecule: messenger RNA, 3612 nt
Organism: Colossoma macropomum (tambaqui)
Lineage: Eukaryota; Metazoa; Chordata; Actinopteri; Characiformes; Serrasalmidae
Gene: marchf4b
Product: membrane-associated ring finger (C3HC4) 4
Exons: 4
Coding region: 848-2026 (392 amino acids)
Biological process (GO): protein ubiquitination
Molecular function (GO): ubiquitin-protein transferase activity; zinc ion binding
Source: RefSeq, a predicted model, not a curated record